Messenger RNA from Fraxinus pennsylvanica, 1113 nucleotides. The record is from the annotation of a GenBank genome assembly. Lineage: Eukaryota; Viridiplantae; Streptophyta; Magnoliopsida; Lamiales; Oleaceae.
AUGUAUCAAUUGUCCUCUUCUGAUGGGAGUUUUCUGACACUUGGAAUUGGAGGUAAUGCAGAAACGAUGUCCUCUAGUAAUUUCAGAAAUCAAGAUGUUACCAGCAAAUUGGAGGGAACUCUUUCUUUCCGACAUAACUCUCAAGGUGAUCUGGCUGUAUCCCCAUUGCCCUGCAGCAGCACUUCCAUCGUUCAUCCUGAUUAUACUAGUGUUACAGCAUUGCCAUCAGAAUCAUCCAAGCCUACAUUGUUUGCUCGUCAACCUAUCUCUAAUAAGAAACAUAAUUACUUCACACGUAGUUCUAUGAAUGUCUCAUCAGACUCUUCCAUGAAUUCACAUUUCCUCAGACAUCAAGGAGGCUCCAUCAGGCAUGCUCAAUUAGGAAAAUUGAUUCCACAGUCAGGAGGCAGCUCUCGUCGAACUCCAGUCAUUGACACUGUUCCGUCUUCAUUAAAUGUCAAACCAAUGGGAAAGCAGAUCCCACUAUCAGUAGAUCGCACAAGACAAGUUACUGACUGUGGUCCUUUCCCAGUUAGAGCCCAACCAAGUAAUCUGCUUCAAACCCAAAAAUAUAGAUCUAUUGAUUAUCCUCAAAAGGCUGUUGGACUUCCAUUGGCUAUUGGUGUAGGUUCCUGCAAUGAUGGUCUUAAAUUUUCCUUAUUUACAGCUCAGGUUAUACCUGUUCCAAAAGUUGGCAUCCAAUCUCAGGCUUCCAAAGUAUCUAUGAUAAGAAGAGAAAAUGGAAAUUCUCUAUCUGCUCCAUUGAGUCAAUGCAAGAGGAUGAUUCCUCAACCUGCUAGACCUCCCUCUGUACCCCACCAACAGCGUUGCAUUCCAGCUCCCAUUUCAGCCAGACCUCCUUUCCCUGCUUCACCUCUUCAUAUAAAAUGGCAAGGUGAUGAACCUCCUAAGACAAUCGAACAGAAGUGCUAUAUAUGCAAGAGGGAUCUCUCAUUCAUGGCCGAAGGUCCAGUAUAUCUGCCUGCUGUUCCACCAUUUGUUGCCGUUCUUCCUUGUGGCCACACAUUUCAUGACCAUUGCUUGCAAACUAUUACUCCUCAAGACCAAUCGAAGAAUCCUCCAUGUAUUCCUUGUGCAAUUGGUGAAACAUAA